This is a messenger RNA of Priceomyces carsonii, 954 nucleotides long. RefSeq lists its product as uncharacterized. Gene Ontology annotation, cellular component: trans-Golgi network; endosome. Lineage: Eukaryota; Fungi; Ascomycota; Pichiomycetes; Serinales; Debaryomycetaceae. The transcript has a single exon. The record is from RefSeq and is a predicted model, not a curated record. Gene Ontology annotation, biological process: retrograde transport, endosome to Golgi; phospholipid translocation. Bases 1 to 954 code for a protein of 317 amino acids.
AUGUCGAGUCUAGUAUCGCCAUACUAUUUGCAAUAUUUGGAAUACCUACCUGAUUUGCAGAAAACGGCGGGCGCUCUUAUCACGUUCACGCCGUUGUUUUCAUACGGAGCAACAUGCUAUGGUAUUUAUAAAAAGAAGAGUAGCGUGGGUUUUUCCAUAGAUAUAUGUGCAACAAUGCUUAUGUGCUCCAUAUUGAGGAUAUUCUAUUAUAUUAUCAGACCAUAUGAGAUUGCAAUUUUGAGGCAAAGUUUUGUGAUGAUCUUUAUUCAUUGUAUAUUGUUGAAAAUAUCGUUACAAUAUAGACCCCUGUCGUAUAAUCCGAAAUGCUUGCAUCAGUUUCCCAUAUUCAAAAAUGAAUUGAAUUCAAAUUUACCCAAUAGAAUGAACCUAUCGCUGAGAGAUCACGAAAGUUACUCAAGCGAGUCAAAUCUAGAGUUAGCAAAAGAUAUUGCUGCAGACUAUUUGCAUUAUUAUACUGUGUACUUCAAAAUUUUCUUUACACAAUUUUUAAACUUCUUUGAUGUGUAUUACAUGAGGCCCAUGCUUUUUUGGCAGUGGGUAGAGGUAAACAAAUACUGGGAAUUUUUGUUGAAAUUUUCUGGGUUUUUUGGUAUUUUAACCGUACUAUUUAUUAAAAAUCAAAAUUUUGGCGCUUUCAUUGGCUUUUUAAGUUUAUUUAUGGAAAGUUUGUUACCAUUGCCACAAAUCCUAUUGUUAAAUAGGCUACAAUCCAUCAAGAAUUUUAAAAGCGUUUUAUUAUUAAGCUGGUUAGGUGGCGAUUGUACAAAAAUUGGCUAUUUAUUACUUGGAGCAAAAGAUGUCUCCAUAAUUUUUAUACUUGCGGCGUUGUUUCAAAUGGGCUUAGACUUGAUAAUAGUAUUGCAAUACUUCCAUUUUCGCAAAUUAGAGCAAGAACCAAUAGCGAAAGAUAUUGAGCUUAAUACUAUGGUUUAA